This is a messenger RNA of Colossoma macropomum (tambaqui), 1284 nucleotides long. Its product is annotated as chemokine XC receptor 1-like. The coding region runs from base 175 to 1164 and encodes 329 amino acids. Gene Ontology annotation, biological process: immune response; chemotaxis; G protein-coupled receptor signaling pathway. The record is from RefSeq and is a predicted model, not a curated record. Gene Ontology annotation, molecular function: chemokine receptor activity. Gene Ontology annotation, cellular component: membrane. The transcript has 2 exons. NCBI's taxonomy places the organism in Eukaryota, Metazoa, Chordata, Actinopteri, Characiformes, Serrasalmidae.
GGGAGGAGACACCUUUACCUUCAGCACACAUUCAGCAUAAUGACCCACUUCAGUCUUAUUCACCUCAAUCUGCUGACAGAAACGUGAGAAAAGACAUUUCUGUUCAGUCCAAAAGAAAAAGUGGUUUUGGUGGUCUAUGAAAUAAACAGCAACCAGUAACUGGGGACAAACGAAAUGGAUUACACUAACGAGGCGGAAUAUGAAAGCGUAUAUGAAUAUGACAUAGAUAAUUCAACAGGUUUCAGCUUUUGUCUCAAGGAAACUGUGGCCCAAGUUGGAUCCACUGCAGUUCCUUUAUUGUUUUCCAUUGUGGUUCUCCUCAGUCUCGUUGGUAACAUACUGGUUCUUGUCAUCCUUGGCCUCUACGAGAACCUCAGAUCAUUGACCAACAUCUUCAUCCUCAGCUUGGCUCUCUCGGACCUGAUGUUCACUCUUGGACUUCCAUUUUGGUCCUCUCAGUACAUCUGGGGCUGGACCUUUGGGGAUGCAGUUUGUAAAGGUAUCAGCUUUGUCUUCUCAGCUGGAUACUACAGUCGCAUUGUGUUCCUGAUGUUGAUGACCAUUCAGUGCUAUGUAGCAGUGGUCCACCCUCUGUCCGACUGCGAGAGAGGACAGCGGGUUGCAGCUGUUCCCAUCCUUGCUUGGGUGGUGAGCUUUGGAGCAGCAAUGCCAGCUUUACUGUACAGUGAAGUCAUGGGUGACCCAGUAGACUAUAACGUCUUCUACUGUGUGUUUGACAGCAUGGCUGCCAGCGUUAACGCUACAUACCAACAGAACAUUUUCUUUGUCGUGGCGUUUUUGGUCGUGGCUUUUUGCUACAUAAGAAUUCUUCAAACCAUAUGCAGAAGAAACAAAAGACACAGGACUAUAAGGCUCAUCUUCUGCAUUGCGGGCAUGUUUUUUGUUGGCUGGGCUCCUUAUAACAUUGUGAUAUUUCUGCACACCUUAACUGAGCAUGAGGUGGAGCCUUUUACAGACUGUGAUGUCUCCACUUAUCUUGACUAUGCACUUUACGUCUGCCAGCUGCUGGCCUUUUCCAACUGCUGUCUUAAUCCAGUGUGUUAUGUUAUUGUCAGUGUACAAUUUCGGAAUCACUUCAAGAUGGUCCUGCGGAAAAUCUUUCGAAGCCAAACAGGGGCCCCCGUCGACCAUCACUUACAAUAGGUCAGUCCCAGAGUCCAUGUACUGAGACAGGAAUAGUGCAACACUCAGAAUCUGUGUAAAUACAGAUCGUUCAAUAGUUUUCUUGAUUUUUAUUUUCUUCUAUUUGUUUAAACUGAGGGC